CGGUCUAUUCUACUUUGAUAUAUUGAUAUAAUCUAGAUGUGAGUUGAUUGUAUACAUUGAUGUCCAAAUUGAGUGGCAAUUUAAACUAUCGACAACUGUUGAUGCGGACAAAUCAUCGAUUCAGUUUGAUGGGCCGCAUAUUGACUAAACAGAAAGUCACCAAGCUCGGUGUUGUGUGAUGAUUGUAACUAAGUGAUUGUACUCUGUAUAGUGAUUGAAAAGGUCAUAAAAAUGUAAGAAUUGACACAACUGUGGUAGUCUAUAGGAUUUACAGCUUUAAUUCAAGCCAAACAUUCAGAUAUUGUCAAUCUUGAUUCUUUUAGGGUUAGAUAUCCCAGCCCUAUAUUAAUGCCGACAUUUGUCCCUGAUAUGCGGUAAUUAGCACAGCAAUAAUGUAUAAAAAUAUUCUAAUCGAUAGCUGUGAUGAUUAUAAAAGCAGGCUCGUUGACCUCCAAUAAUACAUACAUAGUUAUACUUGAUCAAAUGAAAUUCACACACAUCUCAGUCUUUACAAUUGCAGCCUUGGCCACCAGUGUCCAUGCCAUUUUGCCACAAUCCAGCGAGACAAUCGAAUCUGCUGAUCCAAGUCCAAGUCUAAAUAGCGAAAGUGUUCCACAAGCAACAGGUGGUCCGGAAUUUCCGAGUACUUCAACAACUCAAGGUCCUGGUGGCAGCCAAGGUGAUCAUCCAAACCAGACUCCCAGAGUUCGUCUAAAGUCUUUCAAACUCGGAACUCUUUUAUAUAGUAUUGGACAAGGACGCAAAUCUGGUCAUCAAAAAACUAAAACGCACCAAGAUGAGCAGAAUAACUCGAUUGAUUUACUCUUAGAAUCGCUUUUAAAGUUACCGCAAUUUUCACACUCGAAUGAUCACGACGGUGCUUAUGGAUCUGCAGAGUACGUUCAAGGCAAAUCAAAGCAACACAAGCGUGUUGAUAAAGUAAUAGCGAAAGGCAUUAAUGCUGAAAAAGAUUAUCGAGAAAGCAGGGCUAGAGCAUAUGUAUCCUAUUACUGCUCACAUCUUGACAUGUACGAAAAAUGGGUCAAAGAUUUUCUAAAUUCCCUUGGUAGAUUUAAACCCAGUGGACCAGUAUCCGAGUUUGUCGAUGAGCUUGUGUGGAUUUUAAAAGAGUUUCUGAAGAUGAUCAAAGCACUUCGAGAAGAAAUUUACGAGAUAAUGGUCCGUUUAAACAAGGAUCCAAGCCUGUUUGAAGGGGCAAUUAAAACUAUACUCAAUCUAGCUGAUCAAUUUAUGAGCAGACAAACGGAUCUACAACAACUACUCGAAGAAUUAUUUGAGCGUUAUUCUAGAAUUGACUGGUAUCGCGAACAUCUUGAACCAGAGUUGGGUUCAUGGUCCGAAAGGUUUAGAGCAACAAUUAAAAAAUACAAUGCACAAAAUGCAAGCAAUGCAUAA
Batrachochytrium dendrobatidis JAM81 is the source of this 1416-nucleotide messenger RNA. RefSeq lists its product as uncharacterized. The transcript has a single exon. NCBI's taxonomy places the organism in Eukaryota, Fungi, Chytridiomycota, Chytridiomycetes, Rhizophydiales. The record is from RefSeq and is a predicted model, not a curated record. The coding region runs from base 424 to 1416 and encodes 330 amino acids.